CAAGAGUAAUUCUUAUCGGCACUUCGUCACAUACAUCUCAGACUUCGCAAAGAAAUGAACAACAUGAAAGGUGAUUAUUUCAGUUUAAAUAAGAUUCUUUUGCUCAUUCUUGGCUUGUGGCCGUAUCAACAAUCAAAUUUCGCUCGAUUUCAAUUUAUUCUUCUAUCUAGUAUUCUGACGACAAAUGUUAUAUUUCAGUAUAUAAUACUUUUCUUACAAAGACAGACUCCAAACUUCACCAAAGAUCUAGGUCCCAUAUUUAUGUUUACUGUCUUUAUGAUAAAAUACAACAUGUUCUCUGUUAAAGCUGUAAAGGAUUUAAUGGAACAACUACUGCAUGUGUGUAAUAAAUUAAAAGAUGAAAAAGAAAUUGCUAUUAUAGACGCAUAUGGAUGUAACGGUAAGCGUUAUACUAUUGCACUUACAGUACUUGCCGUUCUUACCAUAUCAACUUUUAUCGUUGUGUCAUUUUGGUCGAAUAUUUUGAACGUUUUUUUAUCGACAAACACAUCCAGAUCAUAUAACUUGAUCAUAUCGAAGCAUUUAAUCGAUCAAGAGAAGUAUUUUUAUUUGAUACUGCUGCAUAAUAUUAUGUCAUUUUCCAUCGGUCUAACUGCAUUAUUAGCGACAGGAACAAUGUUUUUUACGUAUCUUCAAUACGUUUGCGGGAUGUUUAAAAUUGCCAGCUACCGUAUCAAACAGGCAAUGAACGUUGACAUGCUACGAAAUCACAUUUUCAUAUUGAAGAGUUUAAUUUGCGCUGUAAAUAUUCAUCGACAAGCUAUAAAAUUGUCUAAACACUUACAAUACAGUUGCGAAACAAUGAUGUUCUAUUUAAUAGCAUUUGGAGUAGGCUCGUUGAGCCUCAAUCUGUUUCGAAGCAAUCCAUUGAUCGAUGCAUUUUUGGACUUCUUCGGAAUUGGAAAAAUGUAUCGGCGAGCGCGUGUUGUAUUGACCGGAGAAGAUAGUAAUCCGAUGAAGCCAAGUCUGGAGAAUAGAGGUUGGUGCGGGAGAAUUUCGUAUUCGAGCUUCAAUAGUUCUUUUACAAUUCUUGCAACAUGAGGUCGCGCGUUGUCAUGCAAAAAAAUCAUCUUACAUCGAUCACUGGCCUUUUUCGCAUCAAUUCAUCAUUCAAUCGAUAUAUAAUUGUUGGUAGUGGUCAGCAGUGACUGUUUCAGAAAUCAAUCGAUGAGUUUCAGCUGCAGUUUUAUUUAAAUCAAAAUAGUAAAUAAGUACAUCAAACAAACAACUUA
Camponotus floridanus (Florida carpenter ant) is the source of this 1253-nucleotide messenger RNA. RefSeq lists its product as uncharacterized. Gene Ontology annotation, biological process: sensory perception of smell; detection of chemical stimulus involved in sensory perception of smell. Gene Ontology annotation, molecular function: olfactory receptor activity; odorant binding. Gene Ontology annotation, cellular component: plasma membrane. Bases 55 to 1062 code for a protein of 335 amino acids. Lineage: Eukaryota; Metazoa; Arthropoda; Insecta; Hymenoptera; Formicidae. The transcript is spliced from 7 exons. The record is from RefSeq and is a predicted model, not a curated record.